AAUUGCACUUGCGCAAUGAAGGUUUACGACCAUCAAUCAAUAUGUUGCAAAGUGGGAGCCCCAGCCAGUCCGACGCCAGUUGCAGCUGCCGCCAGACGCGCUGUCCCCUCGUCCCUCAAAGUGGAAGGAACCUAUCUCUUUGUCUACGAGUGGACUCAUAGCCAGCACGAAAUGUCGACUGCUGGUGGUGGUGACGAGCCGCCGAUAGACCGUCCCUUCGGAGAUCUGCGCCCCAACCUGGUCGAGUGGGUUGAAUCGGUUUUUGAAGAUUGCAUGGCGUAUGAUCGCACCAUCUUCUGUUCGUGCAGACUCUGCGAGACGCAGUUCGGUAAAGGAAGACCUGUUGUCACAAGACCUGUUGUCCCACGUCCGGACACGAGUAUGGAGGAAUUUUACGACGAGCCUCCCGAGAAGUACAGUUACCUCGGCUUUCUGAACGCUCGUCGCAAGGCCGCGUGGCAGCGGGAGAUCGAUCGCAUGGAUGGUAACGCUGAAGAGGAGAAACCCGCAGCAGACGAAGACGAAGACCUGGGGUUGGAGGCCUACCUCGAGGACGACGACCCGCAGGAUGACGCCGACAUGUCCGAGUCAGAGACAUACGACCCGAACGACUUGGACAAGAUAGUCAAUGCGAUACACCGUUAAGCUGUGUACUCAUUGCAAAUGUGGCGUGCCCCUACGGCUAUUAUUUAAAGUGUGACUGCAGCAUUAGACUUCAAGUGAAAUAUUGUUUACAGCUUAUUAGGUACGUCAUAUAAUUAUUAUAAAAGUAGCGCCGUGAUUCUAUGAAGUAGUUAUACGCUUUAAAUGUUCCCUCACCUACUUAUGUCAAAUUAAUUCAUUGUGUACAUUUUGUUUAAUUAUUUUUGAGUAGUUUCGUUUACAAAAAAAAAGUAGUUUUUAUUGAUUAUAGUAUUACCGUCAAACGGUUAGUAUAGUUUACUUUAGAAGAAGCUUUAAUGAUAAACUUCAGGUCCAAAAUUUCACUAUUAAUUCUCUAAUUCUGGAUAUAUUUUAAACAAAGUUUUUGUACAUCGGUUUUUCGGCCUAACUUUAACUAUUGAUUAAUACAAAAACGAGCUUAUUUUUAAAGUACCUGUUAUAAUUUAACAUUAGAUAAGAAAUUGUGAUGCCAAAUUUUAUACUGCUUAAACUUAAAUCAGGAUUGUAUUACUAAAAGGAGAAUUAGGUUUAUUAAUAUUACUUUAAAGAUUUUGGACUAUUUUCUAUCUUUGUAUUGAUUGUUAAACUUACACUGUUUAUUUUUUUACUAUUGUGUUACUCCUUUGUGAAUUAAAUGUUGAAAAAAUUGA
Molecule: messenger RNA, 1313 nt
Organism: Helicoverpa armigera (cotton bollworm)
Lineage: Eukaryota; Metazoa; Arthropoda; Insecta; Lepidoptera; Noctuidae
Exons: 2
Coding region: 16-645 (209 amino acids)
Source: RefSeq, a predicted model, not a curated record